GGAGAGGUAUCCGUGGGCAAAGCACCAACAGGGUGUCGAGCUGGGAUGGGAUAGGAUAGGAUAAGGAUAGGAUAAGGACAGGACAGGACAGGACAGGACAGGAUGCAGCUCUCGGCUCUGUGCUGCGGGGCCUCGCUGCUGCUGCUCGUCCUGCCAUGGGCAGGAGCGCAGCCGGCCGGCGGCGAGCACGGUGCGGAGCUGCGGUCCCUGCAGGACCUCCUGGAAGCUCUGGGGCGGCUCCGGGAGGAGGAAGAGGAAGCGGGCCUGGAAGAGGAGCCGGUGGCCGGGGCUGAGGCCGGCGGCCCCGAGUGGGAGCUCCCGGGGGCGGCGAGCGGCCCGGGGGCUGCCCCGCUCCCGGCGCCCAGCCCUCCGCAGCCGGCGGAGGGGCAGAGCCAGUGGAGGAGCCUCCUCUCCUCCUACAGACGGAGGCACUUCUCCGGCUGCUUUGGGACGAGGAUGGAGAGGAUCGGCGCGCAGACGGGGCUGGGAUGCAACCAGUACAAAGCCCGUUUCUGGAGGAGAGGGAGAAGCUGAAGCCGGGGCCGGCUCCCAAGCGCUUCCUGAGCCUCCAGGCCGGUGUCCUGCAGCCGGACGGCCAGGCUCCCCCCCGGAGCCUCCGCGGGGGUCGGGUAUGGAGCAAUAAACUUUUGUACAAAGCC
This is a messenger RNA of Phalacrocorax carbo (great cormorant), 659 nucleotides long. The record is from RefSeq and is a predicted model, not a curated record. Lineage: Eukaryota; Metazoa; Chordata; Aves; Suliformes; Phalacrocoracidae.